Messenger RNA from Cyphomyrmex costatus, 1434 nucleotides. RefSeq lists its product as uncharacterized. Gene Ontology annotation, biological process: DNA integration. NCBI's taxonomy places the organism in Eukaryota, Metazoa, Arthropoda, Insecta, Hymenoptera, Formicidae. The transcript is spliced from 3 exons. The record is from RefSeq and is a predicted model, not a curated record. Gene Ontology annotation, molecular function: zinc ion binding; nucleic acid binding. The coding region runs from base 1 to 1434 and encodes 477 amino acids.
AUGACCGAUAUAACAAAAACAGCGAUUGCAAAGUUAAGUGUUGAAAACUACUUUACCUGGAAAUAUAAAAUGGAAUUGCUAUUGAUUAAAGAAAAUCUAUGGAGUGUUUUAAGUGAAACAAAACCAAAAUGCCAGGACGGCACUAACUCGAACAUAGGAAUUGUAACCGACUGGCAAAGGCGAGAUGACCAAGCUCGUUCUGUGAUCGGACUCUUGGUUGAGGACAGCCAAUUACACCUUAUUCGAACAAAGAUGUCGGCACGUGACACAUGGACAGCAUUAAAGGAAUAUUAUGAAAAGGAUUCACUUGGCAACAAAGUUAACCUUAUGCGAAGGAUUUGCAGCUCAAAAUUGAAUGAGGAUGGCAAUAUGGAAAAACAUAUUUGUGAAUUAACAGAUCUGUUUCAGAAAUUAGUUGAUCUUAGCCAGGAACAAUUAUCAGAAAAAUGGACUGUGGCUAUGAUUUUAAGCAGUUUGCCAAGAAGCUACGAUACAUUGGUUACAGCGCUUGAAGCGAAACCGGAAGCUGACUUAACAAUCUCUUUGGUAAAAUCAAAACUAAUUGAUGAGUAUAGUCGACGCAAGAAAAACAGUAACCAAGAUAACGGCAGUAGCGGUUUAAUUUUAAAGACUACUCAAGGUACACUAUCAUGUUUUUUUUGCAAAAGGAACGGCCAUUUAAAGAGGGAAUGCGAGGCAUACAAGGUAUGGAAGGAAAAAAGAAAUAAAGAAGAAAAGUCAGCAGCGAAGAAAACAGUAGACAAUGACAAAGCAAAUAAGGUCGAGCAGAAAGAUGAAUUUCUAUUCAUGGUUUCGUCAAAUAGCUCAGGUGACUGGAUUAUUGAUUCCGGUGCGACAAGUCACGUUACAAGUAACAAAAAUUGUUUUGUUUCAUUUGAACACACAGACAAUUCAAGUUUAAAUGUAACUAACGGUCAAGAUAUCAAUGGAAGCUUGCUGUCAGUAAAGAAGCUAGUGAAUAAAGGCUUUACAGUUAACUUUUCAGGUGACAUUUGUGAAAUCAAGGUCGGACAAAAACAGAUAGCGGUUGCCAAGGCAAACGGUAACUUGUAUAAGUUAUGUCACUCAGAUAAAAUUAGUAAAGUUACUCAGCAUAAGUCAAACUGUAUGCAUCAUUGGCAUCGAGUCUUUGGGCAUCGAGAUCCGAAUGCAAUCAAACAAAUGUGCACAAGACAAGCGCCCAAUGAGACAAAAAUUUUUGACUGUGAACUUAAGAAAUCCGAAGUCGAAAUCAAAAUCAAGAAGUAUGUGGAGAUGGUGAAGAAUAAAUUCUCAAGACGACCAAAGAUAAUAAGAUCAGAUCGAGGAGGAGAGUAUGUCAAUAAAGCUAUUGUAGAGUAUUUGAAAAAUCAAGGUAUCCAAGUACAGUACACUGCACCUUACACACCACAACAGAACGGUGUGGCUGAAUGA